Molecule: messenger RNA, 1275 nt
Organism: Trichoderma virens Gv29-8
Lineage: Eukaryota; Fungi; Ascomycota; Sordariomycetes; Hypocreales; Hypocreaceae
Exons: 1
Biological process (GO): heme biosynthetic process
Cellular component (GO): mitochondrial membrane; mitochondrion
Molecular function (GO): protoheme IX farnesyltransferase activity
Source: RefSeq, a predicted model, not a curated record
CCGCUGGGCAGUGUGUUUUUUCUGCAGAACCGUCUAUUCGACAGAUCGAGCUGCCUUGAUUCUAUAAUAUCAAGACGCAAUUCCAGAGCAACCUCAACCUCAACCUCUACAAGCUCGACAACCCCGCCACCAAAUGCGUCGCAAACGCCUCAACCUCUCUCAGAACUCGCUCCCCACCGUCGACGACAGGCCCGAAAGCAGGCUCUGGCUCAAUCUGCGCCGUCCGAAGCUCCUCUACCUCCCGAUGCGUCGUCGCUCCUCACAUCGGCCGCGGCGUCGCAGCCCAAAGACUCCCUUCGCCGAACCUUUUCCACCUUUCUGUCUCUCUCAAAGCCCCGCUUGACCGUCCUCGUUGUCUUGUCCGCCAUGGCACCAUACGCGCUGUAUCCGGUUCCUGAGAUGUUGAUGCCGACAAUGACCGAAACGCCAAGUUUGAGUCCAUUAACCCUCUUUUUCCUAACGACGGGAACUGCGCUAUGCUCGGCAAGCGCAAACACUCUGAAUAUGCUGUACGAGCCAUCCACCGACGCCAAGAUGUCAAGAACAAGAAACCGGCCGUUGGUUAGGGGCCUGAUUUCGAACCGAGCUGCGGCAUUGUUUGCCAUUCUUUGCGGCGCAGCUGGUGCCGGUGCCCUUUACUUUGGUGUCAACCCCACCGUUUCAUUCUUGGGACUUUCCAACAUUGUUCUUUAUGCUGGUGUCUAUACGCCACUGAAAGCCGUAACUGCAUUCAACACCUGGGUGGGCGCAGUUGUUGGUGGCAUUCCGCCCCUAAUGGGCUGGGCUGCCGCGGCUGGCGAAGCUGCCACAAAGGAUGGAUCCUUUAGGGAGCUGCUCUUGGCAAGUGACGGAUCGUCCAUUGGUGGAUGGCUGCUUGCCGGCCUUCUUUUCGCAUGGCAAUUUCCGCACUUCAUGGCUUUGAGCUGGCCUAUCCGUGAGGAAUACAAAGCCGCUGGCUUGCGCAUGCUUGCGUGGACGAAUCCGGCCAGAAAUGCCCGUGUCGCUUUGAGAUACAGCCUUGUCUUUUUUCCCUUGUGCUUUGGUCUUUGUGCGGCCGGCGUCACGGACUGGUACUUUGCCGCGACUAGUUUUCCCAUCAACUUCUGGCUGGCCCGUGAGGCUGUCCGCUUUUGGAAGUUUGAGGGACACAAAGGAAGUGCACGGGGUCUAUUCUGGGCAAGCGUUUGGCAUCUGCCCGGUGUUAUGAUACUCGCACUACUACACAAAAAAGGCAUGUGGAGUCGAGCUUGGAGGAGCGUGUUUGGGGAAGAUGAA